AUGGGGGUCGUGGAGGUGGGGAGGAAAGGGGGAGCGUUCCCUUGGGCUCUGCCGCAGCCGGUUGCUCGGGCAGGUCUGGGUCCUAGGAAGAGUCUGAGUGAGUGGUGUCUGGGAUGCUGUAAUGUAUCUCAUAUCCCCUGUGACUCCCCCUCUCUACCACAGGGUGCCUUUGGCAGAUGCUACAAACUGACUGACAUGUCUACCAAUCGAGUGUUUGCCCUCAAGGUGGUGCCCUGGGGUAGACUCAGUGGGCCAGACCAGUGGGGGAAGAGGGGGCCACCUUCCCACCGACAAGUGGAACGAGAGAUUGAGCUCCACAGCCAGCUUAGGCACAGAAAUGUGGUUGGCUUCCAUGGACAUUUUGCUGAUCGAGACAAUGUCUAUUUGGUGUUAGAGUACUGCAGCCGCAAGUCCUUGGCUCAUGUCCUGAAGGCCAGGAAGACACUGACCGAGCCUGAGGUACGCUACUACCUCCGGGGCAUUGCAGCUGGCCUACGUUACCUCCACCAGCAGGGUAUCAUCCACAGAGACCUCAAGCUCAGUAACUUCUUCAUUACCAAGAACAUGGAGGUGAAGAUUGGAGACUUGGGACUGGCUACAAAAGUGGGGCCAGGGGGGCACUGCCAUGGGGGACUGUGUGGGACGCCCAACUACCUGGCCCCAGAGGUUGUCUCCCGAAAGGGUCAUUCCUUCCAGUCGGACAUCUGGGCUCUUGGCUGCAUCAUGUACACGGCACUGACGGGCUUCCCCCCCUUCAAGGCCAGCCCGCUGCCUGAAAUGUAUCAGAACAUCCGGGACGCCCGCUAUCCUGUGCCCGGCCACCUCUCAGCCAAUGCCCGAAGGCUCAUCGCCCGCCUGCUGGCCCCCAACCCCGCCGACCGGCCCAGCCUCGACCAGGUCCUGCAGGAUGACUUCUUCACCCAGGGCUUCACUCCAGACCAGCUGCCUCCACGCUCCUGCCACACAGCCCCUAUCUUCACCAUCCCCCAGCCCUUGGACAAACUCUUUCAGAAGGCCACCCAACUGUUUCUGGCCAUGGCCCAGCGCCGAGCCCCACGAUCAUUUGUCCCAAAGAUGCCAACAACCCCAGCCCCAGAGGACCCCCAGAAGACUCCCGGGGAAGCAGACAAUGAGGGUCUUUCUCAUUCUCCCCACAAGUUAGAAGCCCCUGAGGGAGAAACUGAUCCCCAAGUACCUUACCCAGAGAUCCCUAUCCACCUACUCCUACGGAGGAGCCUUAGGAGUCACCCACCUGGCACAGAAGAGUCGCCAGGAUUCCCAGGUGAUGGGGCUGAGGUGGCUGCCAGGCUCCUGAAGAAUUGUCUGGAUUUUAUGCCAGCAGGGGAGCAAGACCCCCCCGGGCAGCAGCAGCCUGUACUGUGGGUCACCAAGUGGGUGGAUUACUCCAACAAGUACGGCUUUGGCUACGAGCUGUCCGACGGCAGCACCGGGGUCCUUCUCCGGGACGGCACCCACAUCUCUCUCCGGCCCGCCCUGGGGUGCAUCAGCUACUGCCCGGCUCAGGGCGAGGUGGCGACCUUUUCCUGGAGGGACAUCCCCGACUCCCUGGGCACCAAAGUGGCCGUGCUGCAGCUCUUCACCCGCUACAUGCAGCGCUGGCUGUUAGAGGGAGGGGCUGUGCCCAGCCAGCCCGGCCUCAGCCCUGGCCCCGGCUUCUCCCUGCUCCAUUUCCUCAAGUCAGACCAGGCCCUGCUCCUGCUCUUCAGCGAUCAAACGAUGCAGGUCAACUUCUACCACGACCACACCAAGCUGCUGCUGAACUGGGCCGGAGAAGAACCUCUGCUCACCUACAUCGACCCGGAGCGGCUGGCCACCUCGCAUCCCCUGAGCAUCCUGCAAGGCCACGGCUGCAGUGAGGCCCUGCGCCAGCGCCUCCACUACACCCUCCACCUGCUGCAGGCCUUCUAGCACCCCUUCCUCGGCCCUCUGGGAUGCCAGGGUGGGAGGCGGGGGUCUGCGGGGUGUCCAGGGAAGGCCGCUGAGCACCUGCAGCUGCCCAAACCCCAAAGAUGCGAAGCCAAGUGGCAAGAGGGAAGACUGCAAGUAGAGGAGAUACGGUCACCCAGGGACUAAGGGAGCAAAGGGCCCAGGGGGGACCGAGGGUCAUCGGCAGGUUGGGUGGGAUCCAGGGAGAAGUGGAAAAGAGGAGAGCUGAGGAGGGGUGGCGUGGAGAAGAGGAUGAAUUUGGGGCAUGCCAGGUGUGAGGAGAAUUCUCUGGAAGAGAAUUCUUGUCCUCUAGGCCAAACCCUUCAUUUACUAGAUGGGGAUACCGAGGCCCAGAGAAGAGAAAGGACUUGGCUAAGUUCACAGAGUGGAAGAACCAGGAUUAGAACCCAGGACUUCUCACUCUCAGUCCACUGCCCCAUUCCCUAUCCCACACUGUCCAACCUCCAGGAUGAGCUGGAGCAAAAGACAAAAAGGAGGGGCAGAAGUGAAAGAAGAAGAGCUGGAGUCAUUUCCUUUGGCCACUGAGGUCCAUAUGAAGCCACACAGACAUGGCAGUCCCCCAAAGCUCGGUAUGACCUUAGGCUGUAGAAGGAGAAAGCAUUGAGAAGGAAGAAGGCAGGAGAGAAGUGCCUCCUGCCCUGGUCGGACCUCUGGAGGGCGGUGUUCUGAUUUAGGGAGGACAUUGACAAGUUGGAGUGGAUCUGAAGGAUGGCCGGCCAAUCCGGAGAGGGGAUUGGAAAUCGUGCCAUGCCAAAAUCAGUGGAAGGAACUUGGGGAGGUUAGCCUGGAGAAGAAGAGACUCAGCGGGGGCAAGGGUGGAAGAGACAGGACGGUUGGUUUUGUUUUUGUUGUUCCAAAUAUCUGAAGGUCUGGCAUGUGGAAGAGGGAUGCUUGCUUUAUUUCAGACUCUGCUUGACCCUGGAGGGCAGCACUAGGAGCACUGAAUGGAGGUGGCAGGAAGGAAAUGGGGGAGAAAUCUGUCCCACCAUGACAUGGUUUGCCUUGAGUGCAGGGAGCACCCUGUCUCGGUCAAACUGCCAUUAGUCGGGGAUGUCACAGAUUCGGGUUGCAGGGAAGCCCCUUCCCACUCUUGUGACUGAUUAAAUACUCAGUUUGGGCUGAGAAGAGAUGAUGGGACAGGGGUCUCAGCGGCUGGAUUUGGCCUGGGGUAGGCAAGCGAAGGCCAAAAGGUCCAGGUGGGAGCUGAAAUGGGGCAGGGGAAUCCUGCAAGGUGGCCACCGUGCUGGACUGAGCUCCUAAAUGGUCUUUUUCAUUAAAGGAAAGAGCUGGUAUUGGAA
This is a messenger RNA of Monodelphis domestica (gray short-tailed opossum), 3266 nucleotides long. RefSeq names its product polo like kinase 5 (inactive) (gene PLK5). Lineage: Eukaryota; Metazoa; Chordata; Mammalia; Didelphimorphia; Didelphidae. Gene Ontology annotation, cellular component: centrosome; kinetochore; nucleus. The record is from RefSeq and is a predicted model, not a curated record. Gene Ontology annotation, biological process: protein phosphorylation; DNA damage response; mitotic spindle organization. Gene Ontology annotation, molecular function: ATP binding; protein kinase activity; protein binding.